Molecule: messenger RNA, 2648 nt
Organism: Carcharodon carcharias (great white shark)
Lineage: Eukaryota; Metazoa; Chordata; Chondrichthyes; Lamniformes; Lamnidae
Gene: mcm5
Product: minichromosome maintenance complex component 5
Exons: 16
Coding region: 153-2357 (734 amino acids)
Biological process (GO): DNA replication; double-strand break repair via break-induced replication; DNA replication initiation
Cellular component (GO): nucleus; MCM complex
Molecular function (GO): 3'-5' DNA helicase activity; ATP binding; single-stranded DNA helicase activity
Source: RefSeq, a predicted model, not a curated record
GCGCCAAAGCCUCCGGAGCCCGCGAGGGAGAAGAAAGAAAGUGAGAGAGAGGGAGGGAAAGAAAGAAAAAGAAAAAAGGCAAGAGAGAGACUCCUUCCGAGUCCGGGCCGCCUUCCCCCUCUUACCCGCUCCUCCCUCGCUCUCUCUCGGCCAUGUCGGGUUUCGAUGACCCCGGGGUGUUUUUCAGCGACAGUUUCGGGCCCGAGCCCCCGGGAGACUCCGGGCAGCUCCGCCACUCUCACAUCCAGAAGCGGCUGCGGGAUUUCCUCAAGCAAUACCGGGUGGGGAGCGACCGCACCGGCUUCACCUUCAAAUACAGGGAUGAGCUCAAACGUCAUUACAAUUUGGGUGAAUACUGGAUUGAGGUGUCGCUGGAGGAUCUGAGCAGCUUCGAUGAGGAUUUGGCUGACUACCUCCUCAAGCAGCCCUCUGAGCACCUGCCUCUGCUGGAGGAGGCAGCGCGAGAGGUUGCGGACGAAGUGACUCGCCCCCGGCCGGCCGGUGAGGAGACCCUCCAGGAGAUCCAGGUCAUGCUGCGCUCAGAUGCCAACUGUGCCAAUAUCCGCAGCUUGAAGUCAGACCAGAUGUCUCGGUUGGUGAAGAUUCCGGGCAUCGUGAUCUCUGCCAGCACCGUGCGUGCCAAAGCCACCAGAAUCGCCAUCGAGUGUCGUGGCUGCCGCAAUGUCAUGAGCAACAUUGCUGUCCGCCCUGGGCUGGAAGGAUACACCCUGCCGCGCAAGUGCAACACGGAGCAGGCAGGUCGUCCCAAGUGCCCCAUAGACCCGUAUUUCAUCAUCCCGGACAAGUGCAAGUGCGUGGAUUUCCAAACCCUGAAACUCCAGGAGUCUCCGGAUGCCGUGCCACAUGGAGAGCUGCCCCGGCACAUGCAGCUUUACUGUGACAGGUACCUGUGUGACAAGGUCGUCCCCGGCAACCGCGUCACCAUCAUGGGCAUCUACUCCAUCAAGAAGGCGGGCAUGGGCCGCAGCAAAGGCCGGGACCGAGUUGGGGUGGGAAUUCGUGGCUCCUACAUCCGAGUGGUUGGAAUCCAGGUGGACACCGAGGGGACAGGUCACGGCCUGUCGGGAGCCACGGCCCCACAGGAGGAGGAGGAGUUCCGCCAGUUGGCUGCCAUGCCCAACAUCUACGAGACUGUCGCCAAGAGCAUCGCUCCCUCCAUCUAUGGCAGCUCCGAUAUCAAGAAGGCUAUUGGAUGCUUGUUGUUUGGCGGCUCCAGGAAGCGUCUGCCGGAUGGACUGACACGGAGAGGCGACAUUAACCUGCUGAUGCUCGGCGACCCAGGGACAGCCAAGUCUCAGCUGCUGAAAUUUGUGGAGAGAUGUUCGCCCAUCGGGGUGUACACCUCCGGGAAGGGGAGCAGUGCAGCUGGGCUCACCGCUUCUGUCAUGCGGGAUCCAUCCUCUCGGAAUUUCAUCAUGGAGGGGGGAGCCAUGGUUCUGGCUGACGGGGGUGUCGUCUGCAUCGACGAGUUUGACAAGAUGCGUGAGGAUGACAGGGUGGCGAUCCAUGAAGCCAUGGAGCAGCAGACGAUCUCCAUCGCCAAGGCCGGGAUCACGACCACCCUGAAUUCCCGCUGCUCGGUCCUGGCUGCAGCAAACUCUGUCUUCGGGCGUUGGGACGACACAAAGGGAGAGGAAAACAUUGACUUCAUGCCGACCAUCUUGUCGCGAUUCGACAUGAUCUUCAUUGUGAAGGAUGAGCACAACGAAGAGAGAGACAUGACUCUGGCCAAACACGUCAUGAACGUGCACCUCAGCGCGCUGACGCAGACACACGCGGUCGAGGGAGAGAUCGAGCUCAGCAAGCUGAAGAAAUACAUCUCGUACUGCCGCACGAAGUGUGGGCCCAGACUGUCAGCGGAGGCUGCAGAGAAGCUGAAGAACCGAUACAUCCUGAUGCGUAGCGGAGCUCGGGAACAUGAACGUGAGAGUGAUCGGACCAACAGCAUCCCCAUCACAGUCAGGCAGUUGGAGGCCGUUAUUCGGAUCUCGGAGUCACUGGCAAAGAUGAAGCUUCAGCCAUUCGCCACAGAGCGAGAUGUGGAGGAGGCCCUGCGACUUUUCCAGGUGUCCACACUGGACGCAGCGCUGUCAGGAAAUCUGUCUGGUGUGGAAGGCUUCACCACAGCAGAGGAUCAGGAGAUGUUGUCUCGUGUCGAGAAACAGAUGAAGCGUCGCUUCGCCAUCGGCUCCCAGGUUUCCGAACACAGCAUCAUCCAGGACUUCCUCAAGCAGAAAUAUCCGGAACACACCAUCUACAAGGUCCUGCAGCUGAUGAUGCGUCGGGGAGAGAUCCAGCAUCGAAUGCAACGCAAAGUCCUUUACCGCAUCAAGUAGCAGCGGCCAUGGGGGUGAGCGCCGAGGCCUGUGGAGCGUUCCUGCACUGCCCAUGUGAUCCAGUCCCUUCUAUCUGUCGCCUGUGAGCUGCCCCCGUCCCCAACCAGGUGAGAUUACCACAGUAACGUGACAAGGAGUUAUUGGUAACCAGGAGGCUGCAGGUGGAGACUGAGGCUGGACAAGCGGCAUCUGUACAGUGAUGUUUUUAUCCUUUUUUUCAGUGGAUCUUGACGAACGAAGGAAUUUAUGGUGUCUGCUCUUUUUAUUCCUCAAUAAAGUUAAUGAUUUGUG